Monosiga brevicollis MX1 is the source of this 2910-nucleotide messenger RNA. RefSeq lists its product as uncharacterized. Gene Ontology annotation, molecular function: mRNA binding. NCBI's taxonomy places the organism in Eukaryota, Choanoflagellata, Craspedida, Salpingoecidae. Gene Ontology annotation, cellular component: DSIF complex. The transcript has 22 exons. Gene Ontology annotation, biological process: transcription elongation by RNA polymerase II; regulation of DNA-templated transcription elongation; regulation of transcription by RNA polymerase II. The record is from RefSeq and is a predicted model, not a curated record. The coding region runs from base 1 to 2772 and encodes 923 amino acids.
AUGAUGGACAAUUCCGACUCGGAGGACGAGGAUUUCAACCCCAAUGCCCCGGAAGAUUCGGACGGCAGCGAGGGAGUGAUUCAGAAUGACAUUGACAACGAAGAUGAUGAUGAUGAAUCAGAUGAUGAAGCUCCGGCGCGCACUAAAGCUGCUCCGACCCAGAACCUCGAUGACGAGGACGACGACGAGGACGACGAGGACGAGGACGACGAGGAUGACGAAGAGGACGAUGACGAUGACGAAGAGGACGAAGAGGAUGAUCGAGGCCGUGGGGGUCGCCCUCCUAAGAAACGCAUGAAACGCAACAUUUUCCUCGAUGAUGCUGCCGAUGACGACCGCUACGAAGAGGAGGUUGAGGACGACGAAGAACGCGAAUUUCAGACUGAUUCGCAUUGGGACCGCGAACGUCGUGCCGCCGAAGCGCGCAUCCAGCGACGACAGGAGCAAGAGGCCAAGUUGCGGGCCCAAGCUGAAGAAGCCGAACGCGCCGCUCGGGCUCAGGACAUUGAUAUUGAUCGUGAGUCUGAUGAGGAUGAAGAGGAUGAUGAUGACGACGACGAUGAUCUCGACGAGCAGUCACGCCUUCGUCAGCUUGAGAAUCGCUAUGCGGAGGACACCGAGGUGCAGGACAUCUCGGACAAUCGUCAGCUACCUACCAUGAAGGAUCCAAAGCUUUAUAUGGUCAAAUGCCAGCUUGGCAAAGAGCACGAAGUGGCCAUUCAGCUGAUGCGCAAGAAACUGAGCUACAUUUACAUUGAAGCCUAUCGUCCGGCUGCCGUAAAGGAGGCCAUCACGGGUAUCAUGGCUCUUCGUUAUGGCCAGUACGACCAAAAGCUGGUGCCAAUGGAUGACAUGCCUCGUGUGCUGGCCAUUCAGAAGCAGACUGUUACCGUCAAACCCGGGGCUUGGGUGCGUCUCAAGCGAGGUGUCUACCGUGAUGAUCUGGCCAAGGUUGUCGAAGUGACUUCAAACGAAAAGCGGACGCAAGUCACCGUACAUCUCCUACCGCGCCUUGACUUGAACGCCGAUGCCACCACACGCAACAGUACUGUGCGUGCACCCAAGCGGCGCUUUGAUCCAGACGAAGUCCGCGCUAUCCGCGGUGACGACGCUGUUCAGCGUGCCUCAACUGUUGAUGAUUAUACGUUCGAGUUUGAGCGCAACAUCUUCAUCAAGGGCUACUUGCGCCAUCGUGUGCCGCUGACCAGCCUACAGAUUGAGGAUGUUAAUGCCACUUUGGAUGAGAUCGCAGAGUUUGAGGGCACGGACGAUUCCGCAGUUGCGGCAGCGAUCGAAGAGGAUGAAUCAUCCAAGACCAACUUUGUCGUCGGCGAUCGUGUCAUUGCGUAUCGUGGCAACUUGAAAAACGCCUUUGGUGUUAUUGAAACCAUUCGCGAAGAUGGCACAGUCGUGCUGCGUGUUGAGAACCAAGAACUUCGGGAUCUUGAUCGCAUUCCAGUGCCCAAAGAGGAUCUGCGCAAGCACUUCCGCCCAGCGGAUCACGUUAAAGUCCAACGUGGCCGUUACGAGGGACAGACGGGUUUGGUUCUCGAGGUCAACGAUCAACGCGUGACUGUCCUGAUCGACCUCACCAUGAAGCAAAUCGAAUCUCUGUCGCGUGAUUUGGAGAUUUGCGAGACCAUUGGCACAGGCCUGGACGCUCACGGUCAAUUUGCACUGUUUGACCUGGUGCAAAUGACGCAAGCUGCCACUGUGGGGGUCAUCAUUGCCAUUGAGCGCGAUGAAUUCAAGAUCCUUGAUCAGAACGGACAGGAAAAGACGAUCAAGUCGCAGCAGGUGAAACCCAUUGGACGCAAGCAUCAGCCUCAAACGUUCGACUCGCAGCAAAAUGUAGUGGCUCGUGAUAGCAUGGCACGCGUGGUUGAUGGCCCCAACAAGGGCCGAUCGGGCAAAGUCAAGUACAUUCACCGUGGCUACGUCUUUUUGCAAGAUCGCGGUUCGACCGAGCACAAUGGCAUUUUCGUUUGCCGGGGUCGUCACUUGCAGGGUCACCAGGGUAUUGUCACGGACGCUACCGAGACGACCGUCCGCGUGGAGUUGCAUGCUCGCAACCGCAUCAUUUCUCUCAAGACGCAGCACGUCAAGGAAAUUCCAGCUUUCCGAUCGGACCAAGGCCAGUUCGACAAGCCUGGGUGGGCUGGCAGCAUUCACGGGGCGCGGACGCCUUUCAACUCGGCGCAGACACCGCUUUACACGGGCGCCGAGACGCCGCGGUACACGGGCGCCGAGACCCCUCACGGCAACCAGACGCCUCGCAUGGGCAGCCAAACGCCACGCGGAGCGCACACGAAUGGUCCGGCGCAAGGCAUGACACCGGGUCUCACGCCCAGCCUGACACCUGGCUUCACGCCUCAAGCCUACACACCUGGCUUUACGCCCGGCAUGGCGCCUACUCCGGGAGUGGCAAGCACGCCUAUGGUGGACGAGAAGCCUAUCUGGCUGCACAAGGGCAUUAUGGUGGAGUUGCGCGGUCGAUCUGGCUACAUUGCCAGCGUGGAUGGCUACGAGACUACUGUGGUCUUGGACGAUGGCGCAACCGAGACGGUGCGUGCAGACGAGCUUUCGACACGACCCCCUGCCAAGGACGACACGGUUUUCGUCCUGCCUGGGUCUCCUUCACAUCCUGAAUCGGUGGCUCUCUUCGUCACGAUUGAUCACGACGAAGGUGUCAUUCGCAAGGGCGCGGAUCUGGCCAUUGUUCCGUUGCAAUUUUUGGCUGUCGUUCAUCCUUCCCAGGUGGAUAAAUUUUGAAACCCAUCGCGCGUGCAAUGAUGGCAUGGCAAAAUGGCUGUUGAGGAUGCGUAUGGGGAUGACUGCAUUUCUGGAGUAUAGUCUUCUUGGACCCUUGCACGUAGAGUGCAAGAUUCUCGCAAUUGAAAACGGAACAUG